Messenger RNA from Echinops telfairi (small Madagascar hedgehog), 1622 nucleotides. RefSeq names its product keratin 39 (gene KRT39). Gene Ontology annotation, molecular function: structural molecule activity. Lineage: Eukaryota; Metazoa; Chordata; Mammalia; Afrosoricida; Tenrecidae. The record is from RefSeq and is a predicted model, not a curated record. The transcript is spliced from 7 exons. The coding region runs from base 1 to 1461 and encodes 486 amino acids.
AUGGAUACUGCGGGCUGUACAACUGCCUCUUCUUCAACACUACUCCCAAACUGCUCUAGGAUUACAAAUGUUAGGACCACCGCUUCCCACCACAGCUGCCAAGCCACUGGCCGGGUGCUGAGAAAGCCGCAGCCCCAGGGCUGCCAACCCAGUGCUGGCUUUUGUGGCACACCCAUCUGCCGAACAGACACCUUCAGUGCCUGUCUCCCUCUGGAUGGCCGCGGCUGGUGUGGCGACGGUCUCAACAGCUCGGAGAAAGAGACUAUGCGAAUCUUGAACCAUCGCCUCGCCAAGUACCUGGAGAAGGUGCAGAUGCUGGAGCGAGAGAACAUGGAGCUAGAGUGGAAGAUCCAGCAGGAGUGCAGCAAGGAGGUCCCUGUCGUGUGUCCCGAGUACCUGUCCUACUACACUGCCAUCGAGGAGCUCCAGCAGAAGAUCUUGUGUACCAAGGCUGAGAAUUCCAGGCUGGUCUCACAAAUUGACAACACCAAACUGGCUGCUGAUGACUUGAGAGCAAAGUAUGAAGCAGAGGCGUCCCUACGCCAGCUGGUGGAGGCAGACGCCAAGGGCCUGCAGCAAAUCCUAAAUGCGCUGACCCUGGGCAAGACAGACCUGGAGGCCCGGAUGGGGUCUCUGAAGGAGGAGCUCCUCAUCCUCAAAGACAACCAUCAAGGGGAAAUCCAUUCCUUACAGAGUCAGCUUGGAGACCGAUUCAACAUUGAAGUGACCGCUGCCCCUUCGGUUGACCUGAACCAGGUUCUACAAGACAUGAGAUGUCAAUAUGAGUCUAUUGUCGAGACAAACCACCGAGAUGUAGAACAAUGGUUCAACAUGCAGAUGGAAGAGCUAAACCAACAAGUGGUGACCAGCUCGCAGCAGCAGCAGUGCUGCCAGAGAGAGCUCAUUGAACUGAGGCGUGCCCUGAACACCCUGGAGAUUGAGCUGCAGGCCCAACACCGAAUGAGAGACUCUCAGGAAGGCAUCCUGGCGGAGACAGAGGCCCGCUACACCGCCCUCCUGGGCCAGAUCCAAGGUCUGAUCAACAGUCUGGAGGCACAGCUGACGGAGAGCCGGUGCGCCCUAGAAAGACAGAACCAAGAAUAUGAAAUUCUUCUGGACAUCAAAUCCCGACUGGAGUGUGAGAUCGCCACUUACCGCAGCCUCCUGGAGAGCUUGGAUGGCAAGCUUCCCUGUAACCUGUGUGCCACCAAACGUGACCCUUCCACUGGCACAUCCUGGAAGGCCAGGGCCAUGGAAGGCAUGGUGCCAGUGUCUGCAUCAUGCAGCUGCUGUGCGUCCCUUGCCCGCCAUGGAUUCCAUGAGCCCUGCAGUGUCUGUAGAUCCCUGCCGCGGAUCCUAGUGAAGAUAUGCACGACCACCAAGGAGAUUAAGGAUGGGAAGGUCAUUUCAUCCCACGAGCACGUGCAGCCUUGCUACAUCACCAGAGCUGCUAAAGUCUAGCAUUCCCGGGUGAUGCAAAUGGCCCACAUUCAUGAAACAGAAGCCAACACAUGUCCCUGCCCUGAAGGUCAAGUAUUCCCCGUUCUGCUGAAGGUACUUAGAUUCCCCUCGCCCCAGCAGGUCCCAGUUGCUAGACGGAGUAACAUCUAUUCCACCCCUUC